CCUCGCAGAGGUUGCCGCUCAGUCUGCAUCGAGCGUUCAGACGGUUUGGUUUGGUUCAGUUUUUCUCUGCCAGCGGUUAGCCGCCUCAGCGCUUUAAAAACUAAAUCUCAAAAACAAAAAACAAAAACAACAAAGCUAAAAGGCAACCUUUAAGCAGAAAAAAUACAAAAUCUAACUAACUCUGAGCCGCGAAAAUUAUCGGGCGGUGUGAACUGUUGUCCGCUAAUUCGAAAAUAACGAUUCGAAAUUUGGCCAUUAAUCGAAAAUAAAGUGCAACGAGGAACGACCGACAGCCAGCGGCAUAUUGGCAUUAUACAAAUCAAAUGAAUAUAAUCCAAAAACACAAUAAAGGAAACGUUAGCAGCUAAUUCGCAUUUGAUUAUUUUAUGUUUCUAUUUCGUUUCGAAUAUUGCGAUUUGAUUGCGUGCCUCAUCUGGUAGCGAAAUAUAGAGUGCGGUGGAGUGGUCAUCAAACCAUCGGAUUACAGAGCUAUAAAAUUGGAUACGAAGAUACAUAUCUAAUAGAUCAUCAUAAUGCUGGUGAGACAUUUAAAUAGCCUGCCUUGGGCUCUGCUGGUGGUUCUACUGCUGACCGCUUUGAAGCUCCAUGUGACCAAUGCUGAAUCGACUGCCGAUCAAAAGGAGGAGGAGGUGGAUAGUUCCAGUACGGAGAGCAACGAGAUCAUUCCCAGGGAAGCUAUUCAAAAGCUAGAUUACUCUGUGAGACAGGCUUUACUUCGAGCCAUUGAUAAACUGGAGCAGGAAGAGGCGGCAGCCACGGAAAGUGGUGAGGAGAAUACCAGCAGCAGUGGUUCCCGUUCUCUACUCCGUACAGAAACCACCACUCUGCCAUCGCAUCGCGAAAAGGAUGAGAUUCUGGAGGAGAGCACACGGGGUAACGAACCGGAGCCAGUGGUGCCGACAGUUCAAUUCUACACGGCCACCUUUGACGAAAAGAAUGCCCAGGAGCAGCUGCUAUCUUCCUUUAUCGACCGUUCCAAGCUCUGGAAGAAGACCACAAUACGUAAACAGAACUUACCUGCCAUUUCCCUGCCACUUGAACCGAAAUCCGCAGAGGCCGAGGGUCCAGAGAAUCGACAACUCACCCGUAGUGUGGACAGCUCCAGUUCCGGAUCCGUGAGCAGCAAUGAGAUCUCCCAUGACAGCGGCAGUCACGAGAUCAAAUUCGAGAUCAGCAAUGUAAGGAAGACCACCACGCCCACGACAACCACAACCUCGACAACGACCACAACCACUACGCCAAGACCUCGCACCACUAGACGUCGCACCACCACGACAACAACGACAACUACAACCACCACUCCCAGACCCACCCAUAACGAAGAUGGGGAGAACAUAGAGCUAGUGGACAAGCAGGACAUUCGUAUUCAGGAAGCCCCACUGGUGACCGCCUUUACCGUUGAUCUGGACGAGCGUGGCACGGCCCAAAAGUUCCGCCCAUUGCUGGCGGGCAACCAGCAUCACCGCACCACCAAUUUCGCAGUACCACAACAACAGCAACCGCAGCUGCCACACAUUGGACCCACCAUCACUAAACUGAGUGUUUUGGAAACUGAGCCACCGGCCAAUGCGCUACCCACACAGUUUCCACCCACCAGCAGUACCACCACCCAGAUUAGCACGAGCACCAGCACCUCUGCCGGCGGUGGUUUCUCCACCACUCCAGGUUUCCUGUCCAGCUCCACCAGUAAUUAUGUGAAGCAGGAACCCCUGAACAAUCUCUCAGAGCCACCAAGUGUCAAUAACUACCUGAUCGAGCGGCAGCGGGCUCUGGAGCAACAGAUCUACCAGCUUAAGGUUCAGGCGCAGCAGCAACAGGCUCUGAUCCUGCGCCAACUGAAGCUGUUGGAGGAACAGACUCAAAGUCGUUUCCAGGGCACACCGAUUGCCCAACCCAGCACAUUGCAGCCACAGCAGCAACAACAACAGCAACCGCAACAACACCUCCAGCAGCAACAGCAACUGCCACAAGUACAACAGCAACAUGGUUCGCUGGAGGCCAUUCAAACGGGCCUGCAACCGCCCUCUUUGGGCGGUGGUUACUCCAUAAGACCUUCGGUGGAAUUUAUACCCAGCACACAUACCAAAACUGUUAUUUAUCCCACAUAUCCAAUUGAGCAGCAAUUGCCGCUGCGCGAUGCCGUUUCGGGUCAUAAAUUCGCCCUGCACAAUGGCAACGUAAACGCAAAUAACUAUCAGAAGCCGCCAGCAAAUGCAGUUCAACAGAUUUUCCAAAAUUUGCAGCAAUCUCUGCAGAAAUCGAACGAAAACCCUCAAGUCCAGCCCUCCAAUCAGUUCAACUUUGCACCGGCUGAGGCAUCGCAACUUCAGGCCUUGCCCCAUAACAAUUACAAGCCAUUUCAACAGCAGCAGCAGCAGCAACAGUUGCUGGUGCCCAACUACGUCAGCAAUGCGGUGUUCCAACAGCAACAAAGGGCUCGGCAAUUCCGCCAGGAGACGGGAGUGGGUAACUUUGGCCUGAAUUCCAAUGUGGAGAUUCAGCCGAGCAACUCCUUUGCCACCACAAUUGUUAGCCAACAGCCUGGCUUAAAUAGCAAUCCCAGUCUGGAGAAUCAGAAUUUCUACAGGCAACAUCUGACGCCACAGUUGAGCAACCAGUUGCAGCAGAACGCCCAGCAAUAUCUGCAGCAGCAGCAGCAACAGUUGCAGCAACAACAGCAACCAAAAGCCAGCGGCGACAUUAGUCCAGCUCUCAACCAUGGGAUACCGCAGUUCGCCUCACAAAACCUGCACUUCAACGGGGCCUUUUGAGCACUUGCACCACCAAAAACCCCCAUCACCACCAGCAGCACCACCAUACCGCACUACCACGAACUCCAACACACCUCCUGCUCCUGAGUCCUUUCUUUUACCCAGAAUCAAAUAUCUACCGCCCUCAACGUUGACAUAAGUUUUACGUACAACAUCUUUGUAAAUAUACAUUUUAUUUUAAAACAUAAGCAUCGACCUAAGGAAAAUAUAAAAAAGAGAGCAGGAUGAGCAAGGUAAAGUGGAAUUUAUGGUGAGACAUAACUGGCAGAGCAAAGUGUUGAAAUGUAAUAAUUAUUUAUUUUCUAUGUGAAUAAAGUUUAUCUUAAAGUACAA
Molecule: messenger RNA, 3125 nt
Organism: Drosophila eugracilis
Lineage: Eukaryota; Metazoa; Arthropoda; Insecta; Diptera; Drosophilidae
Product: transcription factor SPT20 homolog
Exons: 4
Coding region: 534-2792 (752 amino acids)
Source: RefSeq, a predicted model, not a curated record